Molecule: messenger RNA, 1617 nt
Organism: Lecanosticta acicola
Lineage: Eukaryota; Fungi; Ascomycota; Dothideomycetes; Mycosphaerellales; Mycosphaerellaceae
Source: the annotation of a GenBank genome assembly
AUGCGAGUCUAUCAAUCUCGCCGCAAGAUCCAUGUAGAAGCUGCAAACCCCGAUAAUUUCAUCACCAAAGCAGGAGCCCGCCAGCUCGUCAGACAGGUUGCCUAUGUGCUGCACCACGAAUACGGCAUUGGACGAAACGGACCCGGCCAGGACGUCGUCCUCACAAUGGUGGAAGGAAGUCCCUUUGCUCCCGUCUUCUUCUAUGCCAUCGUGGCCGCUGGUGGUGUCUUCAGCGGAGCAAGCACCGAUGCUAAGACAAGCGAAUUAGUCCGGCAAGCCAAGGACGGCGCCGCCCAGCUGCUUGUGUGCUCUCCGGAUUGCGAGUCGAAGACGGUGGCCGUGGCCAAGCAAAUUGGGCUUGCACCGGAUCGUGUACUGAUCCUGGAGUCAGAAACACCCGGACACUGGAAAUUGAUCUCCUCUGCUACUCGAGAAUGUACAUUGUCGAAUGCGGCCGGCAGGACACUAGGUUGGCAGCGUAUCACACAGCCACAACUACUGCACAGCACAUCCAUUUGUCUCCUCUACUCAUCUGGCACGACGGGCAUGCCCAUAGGAGUGCUCGUGUCGCAUUCCGGUCUGGUCGCGAGCAAUGUCUGUACCAUGGAUCCUGCUGUUCGGUACAAGCGCAGUAGGAGAGGGCGAAAUUUCUCAUUCGACACUAUCGCGCAUCUGCCCAUGGCAAAUAUCGCCGGUGUAAGCCGAUAUUCGACUAACCCAUUUUGCAUGGGCGGCACAACGUACUGGAUGAAGAAGUACAAUUUCGAAGACUUCAUCCGGUUUCAUCGGCAGUAUCGUCCCGCGUACCAGUUCAGUGUCCCUCCCAUCUGGCUACGCGUUGCAAAAAGUGAACAGGUCACCGAUGAUUUCGACGGUCUUGAAGUAGCCGUCACAGGCUCAGCACCCAUCGGAGAGGCUACCGUGAGAGACGUGCAGAAGAAAUUGGGCCGUGGCAACGCUCUACUGGCGCAGACCUGGGGCACGACCGAGACGAGCGGCGUCAUCACCGCGCUUGACUGGACAACUUUUCAAGACCACGAUGUCUGGAGCGUUGGCAAGCUGUGUCCCAAUGUGCAGCUCCGAAUAGUGGAUGACAACGACGAGGACGUUCAACCAGAAGGUAAGGCAGGCGAAUUGCUCAUUAGCGGCCCGAUCAUCUCCCAAGGCUACCAUAACCGUCCCAAAGAAACUCGCGACACUUUCGUCGAUGGGUGGUAUCACAGCGGAGACAUUGGCGUCCACAAGAAUGGGCACGUGUAUAUUGUGGAUCGUAAGAAGGAACUCAUCAAGUACAAGGGAGCUCAGGUCGCUCCCGCCGAGCUCGAAGGUAUCCUGACGUCUCACCCAAAGCUUGCAGACGCGGCUGUCAUUGGCGUGUGGAACGAGCAGCAGCAGACUGAGUUACCAAGAGCAUACGUGGUGCCACAAGAACAAAAAACCCAUUCCCUAUCCGCGGGCGAAGUGGCUGAUUUCCUGAAGUGGCAAGUAGCGGACUACAAACACUUGCGCGGAGGCGUCUUCUUUGUCGACGAAAUUCCAAGAAGCGCUGCUGGCAAGAUCUUGCGAAAGGACUUGCGUCAACGAGCGGUACCAGAUGGAGCACGAGCUAAGCUUUAG